ACGUCAUCUACGCGCGACGUAAACAUGUGAAAAUACCGAGCUCUUUGGAAAAUACAAGGAUAUCUACAUCAAAUUAAUCAACUACAAAUCCGGCAUACAUUCACCGCUGACGAAUGCUUACGAAGGAGGAAACCGAGCGAAGCGGCGCAGGCUGUGGUAUUUCCCUUUCCGUGGGACGGGCUAUAACCGUGCGUGCGCAGAAGAGGCUGCGCAUAAUUUUGGCUGUAAUGGAUGAAGUGAAUUCUCUCUGAAUUCAGGGCCGUGGAGGGUUUUAUAUCCACGAACAUCGCCCAAUUUCUAGGUCUGGUUGCUUCCCAGAGCCGCUCAAGUGAACUGGAAUCAAUUUUAACACAUAAAUAUGUGAUCAUUUCCGAUGAAUAUGAAACUACAGAGCGUUUACACUGAACAUUAAAGCGAAUAUGUGAACAAGAAGCAAGCGGGUCAAGUUUUAUUUUCAGUUAUGUGGGACAAUAUCCCUACACAGCGAGCUUUACUGCUUCAAAGCUCAGAAACCGUGUGCAAGGAGAGCUAAACGUCUGUUUAGGCUUUGAUAUCGAACAAGGAUAAACAAUCUAAAACAAGGACAGCCUGUAUUUUUCUUCUUUCUUUUUGUCUUUUCGAGGAACGCUAGCUUAGCUAAAGCUAGCCGAGAAGCGCGAGCGCAAUGCGCUGCUUGAGGCACCCUGGAAACGACCAGUGAUGCCAUCGUGAAGGACAAGAUCGUUAAAAAAAAUCUUUAUUUUUGUUUUUGGCUUUAUACUCUUGGAUCUAUUUCGACGCGAUUCGGAGAAGACACGGGACCGGGGAUGACUUGUGGAUAACCUCUGCGCGUCAAAUAGCGUCCGCGUCUCCGGAGGACAGAGGUAUGCCUGGAUCAGACCGCCUGCAUGGGACCAAGAGGAAGGCUGAAUCGCUCUACCAUCAGCAGCAGCAGGCGGCCGGCGGGGAAGGCCAGCCUUUGCACGCGGGCUCCGGUAGGCAUCCCACCAAGACGGCGAGCUCGUCCACUUCUUGCAAGUACAAACGAAACAAGUCCAAACACGAGGCCGAAACCGGCUCCGCGUGCGCUACAGCCGCGCCUCCAGCAGUGGGCGCCAUCAAGCCUCUGGUGGAGUACGACGACAUAAGCUCCGACUCGGACACGUUCCUGGACUCCCCCGCCACCGGGAAACCGGCGGAGGGCAGGGACGCAGAACGCUUAGAGCGGUCGGACUACGGUGAAGCGGGGGUUGCGAAAGAGAACAGGACUCAUAAACACAAGCGCUCCCGGAAGAAAUCCAAAGACCCGCAUCGGGUCAGGGAGUCUGCGGAGAGGGCAGAGGGUGGCGGCUGCAGCAAGAAGAGCAGUAAAGACCGGGACAGAGCGAGCAAAGAGAGCCGCAAGAAGGCUAAGGAGAAGUCUAGCUCAGCUGCGUGCCUUGCAUCCACAUCCAGACGCUCAGGUGAGUCAGGUAGCAAAAGGCCCGGCGACUCUCUCUCAUCAGGUGCGGUGCAGUCCGCUGUCAGUCUGAGCAGCAGCGCCUCCUCCGCCUCCUCCUCCAUCAGUAAGGAAAGUGGCCGCUCGUCAAAAUCGCGCAAAGACAAGCGGAGGAGCGAGGAGCAUGAGGAGGAGCGGAGCCAUCGGAAGGCCGCCAAGAGCCACAAGUCGAGCCCUAAAGGGAAGGGUCAGUCCAGGAGAAGCGCAGCGGACAGUCCUUCCGCUGCGGAACUCGAGAACAGCUGCUCCUCCAAGCGCAGGGCUGCGAGCCCCAGUCCGUACAGGGAGCCUCCCAGGCGGAGCAGACAGAGGUCCGAGAGCCCUUAUCGGAGGAGGAGGUCCGAGAGCCCCGAGAAGGAUGGAAGUCCGUAUGUGAGCAGAAAACACUCACCUGGCAGUCCUUACGGCAACCGACGCUCAUCCAGCACCAGUCCAGUGUCCAGGCCUUCUCUGCGUUCCCGGAGCCGUUCUCCUCACUACUCCUCCUCUCGCCGCUCCUCUUCCCGUUCUCGCACUAAGAAACAUUCUUUAUAUUCCGGAGGAGCCAGUGGAGGCUCCUCCCACAGCAGUCGACCAGGCAGCCGCUCCCCUUCGUCUUCACGCUUGCCGAUCACCUCCAGCCUGGGGGCCGAGCUGACGCGAAGAAAGAAGGAACGUCAGGCGGCGGCCGCCAAAAACUCCCCCUCUCUCCGCCCCAACACAUCCAACGUCGCAAAUGCGCAGACGAAAAACACUGAGACACCGCCACUAGACACAGCCCCGCCCCCUGAGCCUCAAAGACCGCCCUCGCCACCUCCAAACACUGAUCUGGCGGAGGAGCCCGCUGCGGUUCCUCCACCUCUCCCGUUAUCCAGUCCACCUCCACUGCCUCUCUCAUCUCCUCCGCCUCUCCCGGCGAACUCUCCUCCUCCUCCUCUUCCUCUCUCAUCCCCUCCACCUCUUCCUCUAAACAGCCCUCCACCUGCUCCUCCACCCUCAGCACCUGCUGCACCUGUUUCUUCUCGCACGAAAAGCCCCAAACAGAAAUCUACGCAAAGUCCCGCGCAUACAAUUAAGACUUCCACACUUCCGCCUCUUCCCCUGCCGCCGGUUCUUCUGGGAGCCUGCAGAGACAGUCCAAAAAAGAGCAGUCUUUCCCAGAAGUCAUCACGAAAGGACAGGGAGAAGGAGAAAGAAAGGGAAAAAGAAAUCAGGACACGCCUUCUCAGUGAGUUGCCUCUUCCUCCAGUACUUCCUGGAGGAGACCCCUCCCCUCCGCAGUCCCCUGCUCGAGAAUCCCCUCUGCUUCUGCAACCAACCUUCAAGAAGAGACCAAAGAUUUGCUGUCCUAGAUAUGGAGAGAGGAAGCAGACUCAAACUGACUGGGGCAAGCGCUGUGUGGACAAGUUUGACAUCAUCGGCAUCAUUGGAGAAGGAACCUACGGUCAGGUGUACAAGGCAAAGGACAAAGACACAGGAGAGCUGGUGGCAUUGAAGAAGGUGAGAUUGGAUAACGAAAAGGAGGGUUUCCCCAUCACUGCUAUCAGAGAGAUCAAGAUCCUGAGACAACUCAACCAUCGCAGUGUUGUCAACAUGAAAGAAAUCGUCACUGAUAAACAAGACGCACUUGACUUCAAAAAGGAUAAAGGUGCAUUUUACCUGGUGUUUGAGUACAUGGACCAUGACCUGAUGGGGCUGCUGGAAUCAGGACUGGUGUCUUUCUCCCAUGAGCAUGUGCAGAGCUUCAUGCGUCAGCUGAUGGAGGGAUUAGAUUAUUGCCACAAGAAGAACUUUCUGCACCGAGACAUCAAGUGCUCCAAUAUCCUGCUAAAUAACAGUGGUCAGAUCAAACUUGCCGAUUUUGGUUUGGCUCGUCUUUAUAACUCUGAGGAAAGUCGGCCGUACACUAAUAAGGUGAUCACGCUGUGGUACCGCCCACCUGAGCUGCUACUGGGGGAGGAGAGAUACUCACCUGCUAUUGAUGUCUGGAGCUGCGGGUGUAUUUUGGGAGAACUCUUCACUAAGAAGCCAAUUUUCCAGGCCAACCAAGAGCUUCUACAGCUUGAGCUGAUCAGUCGUUUGUGUGGUAGUCCGUGUCCUGCUGCUUGGCCAGAUGUAAUUAAGCUGCCGUACUUUAAUACCAUGAGACCCAAGAAACCGUACAGACGACGCUUACGGGAGGAAUUCGCUUUUCUGCCCACCUCUGCUCUUGACCUGCUGGACCACAUGUUGACGCUGGACCCCUCGAGACGCUGCACGGCCGAACAGGCCCUCGCCAGCCAGUUUCUGUGUGAUGUGGAGCCCAACAAGAUGCCGCCACCUGAUUUGCCUCAUUGGCAAGACUGUCAUGAGCUCUGGAGCAAGAAGCGGCGGCGGCAGAGGCAAAGCGGAGUGCCUGAGGAUUUCCCUGUUGCCAAAGUUCCCCGAAAGGAACCCGUAGGACCUUCAGGAGGAGAAAACAGCCGCCCGCUGCCGAGUCCACCACCCCCACCACCCUCAUCUGCCCAUCCUGCACCGGCAAACAUCACAGCCAGUGAGUUGGAAGAUUCUGCAUUAGUAAAUCCAGAGGCAACAGGGUCAAAGUCUGCAAAGCACGCUCAAGACAUAACAUCAGAUUUAGCGACAACCCUACUCCAGCUCAUCUCCCAGCAAGUCUCCGAGAGCAGACGUCCCGCUGCAGACCUGUGCCCCGGCCGGGGACCCUCCUCUCCCCCGAGCGCCACCCCACCGCCAGCUUCCUCUUACACCCCCUCACCCGCAAGCGCUGCUCCGGAAACUCAGUUCACCCAGGACCAAGACCUGAGGUACACCCUGGGAGGAGCCGCCGGCCCUUCCUGAACCGUUCUCUGAACUUGAUCUUUUUGUUCGUUGUCAUUUUUUUACUUAAUGUGAAAAAAAAGUGAAUGUUGAAGGAACUGUUCUUGAAUGCGAAUGGAUGAUGUUCAUCCCUCCCACAGCGUUAUUUGGAGAGCAUCUUUUCCCGCGCCCCCGACUGCAACGGUCUGUGAGUUUUAGCCAUGUGUGAUUUCUUUGAGGGCUGCGUAAAUGUCUAAAUCAAGCUACUUUCUUUAGUGCUGUAAUGUGUAAAGCAAGAGACUUGAUCCGGCUUGUGCUACUUCAUCCUUUCUGAUUCCGUACAAAAGGCAUGAGGAAAACUUGAAGUCAUUUGCAGUACUCGAGUGAGGCCUUUGGUUUUACAGAUUCAUAUUAGCUUGUGCAAAAGAUGUGUUCUUAUUUUGAUUUUUGGUGGGGGGGGGUGUAUGUCCUCAUCCAAAUGUUGUUUUCAGGACCACAAGGUUUAGCAAAGUUCAUUUAAAUCGAAAGCAUCUUCAGAAAGACACUGAACUGACUUGAAUUUUAGCGCCAGAUUUGAUUUGACUCUGCCAAGUGUACAUGUUGUAAGCUGAUAAUAAAUGAAAAAUGUGGCCGAGUAAAA
Messenger RNA from Sinocyclocheilus rhinocerous, 4892 nucleotides. Its product is annotated as cyclin-dependent kinase 12-like. The record is from RefSeq and is a predicted model, not a curated record. Gene Ontology annotation, cellular component: nucleus; cyclin/CDK positive transcription elongation factor complex. The transcript is spliced from 16 exons. The coding region runs from base 866 to 4294 and encodes 1142 amino acids. Lineage: Eukaryota; Metazoa; Chordata; Actinopteri; Cypriniformes; Cyprinidae. Gene Ontology annotation, biological process: positive regulation of transcription elongation by RNA polymerase II; protein phosphorylation. Gene Ontology annotation, molecular function: cyclin binding; ATP binding; RNA polymerase II CTD heptapeptide repeat kinase activity.